AUGGCCAGGCGUUCUCUCGGAGCUUCUUUGCUCUCACUGCUCGCUGUGGGCAAUAGUCUUUUUUUUCAGACUUCUGUCGCUGCCAGCUGGCCCUACGGACCCCUCGUCACCGAAGGACGGGACAUCAAGAACACCGAGGGCGAGGAUGUUGUCUAUGCCGGAGUCAACUGGCCUGGUGCGGCAGACGUCAUGAUCCCUGAAGGUCUUCAAUACCAAUCAGUCGAAUACAUCGUCUCCCAGAUCAAGAGUCUCGGCAUGAACUCGAUCCGCCUCACCUACGCCAUUGAGAUGAUUGAUCAAAUCUACGAAAACGACGGCGAAGAUGUUCCAAUCCAAACUGCCUUCAUCGAAGCUCUUGGUGAGACCAACGGCACCAAAGUCUACAACCAGGUCCUCGCCGCCAACCCUUCCUUCGGCGCCAACAUAACCAGACUAGAAGUCUUUGAUGCCGUCGCCGCGGAGUGCGCUGCUCAAGAGAUUCUGAUCAAUUUGGACAACCACAUGUCCUUGGGGGCUUGGUGCUGCAACACUGAGGAUGGGAACUCGUGGUUUGGCGACACCUACUUUUCCGUCGCCAACUGGACCCGAGGACUCGGAUACAUGGCCGAGCACGGCAAGUCCUGGCCGGCUCUGGUGUCCAUGUCCCUGCGCAACGAACUUCGAGAGCCUGACAACAACGCCACGCUCGCGGCAGCGUCGUACAAUUGGCAGGAUUGGUACAAAUACAUAAAGCAGGGAGCCGGCGCCGUCAACGCGGCCAACAGCGACGUCCUCAUCCUACUCUCCGGACUCAGCUUCGAUACCUUUGUUACCCCCGUGGUCCGGGGCACUGCUCUGACCCCCAGCACCAGCACCUUCCAGCUUUCCGACUUCGCCGGGUACGAGGACAAACUCGUGUUAGAACUUCACACCUACGCCUCCACGACCAACUGCACAAGUCUCGAGAUCAGUCUCUACAAUAGCGGGUUCCAGGCAAUGCACCCAGAAGACCCGCAAACCGUCAACGUCUUCCCAAUCGCGUUGACUGAGUUCGGCUUCAUUCAGGAUGCGACCCAAUGGAAGGACAACGUGUAUGCCACCUGCGUCGCCAGUUACCUGGCCCAGGAGAAGGCAAGUUGGAUGCAGUGGGUUAUUGCCGGUAGCUACUACAUCAGGACCGGUGUUCAGGAUUCCGAGGAGACCUGGGGACUGCUCACUCACGACUGGUCCACCUGGAGGAGCCCGGAGUACGUCGAGGGGGGUUUGGUCCCUUUGAUCAACAAAACUGCCUCACCUUAA
This is a messenger RNA of Pseudomassariella vexata, 1278 nucleotides long. RefSeq names its product glycoside hydrolase family 5 protein. The transcript has a single exon. The record is from RefSeq and is a predicted model, not a curated record. Bases 1 to 1278 code for a protein of 425 amino acids. Lineage: Eukaryota; Fungi; Ascomycota; Sordariomycetes; Amphisphaeriales; Pseudomassariaceae.